AUGGUGAAAUUGCUGCCGGCCCAGGAGGCAGCCAAGAUCUACCAUACCAACUAUGUGCGGAACUCGCGGGCCGUGGGCGUGAUGUGGGGUACACUCACCAUCUGCUUCUCCGUGCUGGUCAUGGCCCUCUUCAUCCAGCCCUACUGGAUCGGCGACAGCGUCAACACACCCCAGGCAGGCUACUUCGGCCUUUUCUCCUACUGCGUGGGUAACGUGCUAUCCUCGGAGCUCAUCUGCAAGGGCGGUCCCCUAGACUUCUCCUCCAUCCCCUCUAGAGCCUUCAAGACUGCCAUGUUCUUUGUGGCCUUGGGCAUGUUCCUCAUCAUUGGCUCCAUCAUCUGCUUCAGCCUGUUCUUCAUCUGCAACACGGCCACUGUCUACAAGAUCUGUGCAUGGAUGCAGCUGGCUGCGGCCACAGGUCUAAUGAUUGGCUGCCUGGUCUACCCUGACGGUUGGGACUCAAGUGAGGUACGGCGCAUGUGUGGGGAGCAGACGGGCAAGUACACGCUGGGUCACUGCACCAUCCGCUGGGCCUUCAUGCUGGCCAUCCUCAGCAUUGGCGAUGCCCUCAUCCUCUCCUUCCUGGCCUUCGUGUUGGGCUACCGGCAGGACAAGCUCCUCCCUGAUGACUACAAGGCAGAUGGAACUGCUGUCUUCACAUUAGCCCUUGGACUGGAAGAAGCAGCCAAACUCCUCUGUCCACUAUAA
Messenger RNA from Piliocolobus tephrosceles (Ugandan red Colobus), 708 nucleotides. RefSeq names its product LHFPL tetraspan subfamily member 5 (gene LHFPL5). The transcript has 3 exons. Gene Ontology annotation, biological process: sensory perception of sound; detection of mechanical stimulus involved in sensory perception. Lineage: Eukaryota; Metazoa; Chordata; Mammalia; Primates; Cercopithecidae. Gene Ontology annotation, cellular component: plasma membrane. Bases 1 to 708 code for a protein of 235 amino acids. The record is from RefSeq and is a predicted model, not a curated record.